GUAUCGGUCCAGCACGAGAAAAAAAUAUCUUGAGCGUGUUGCUUUUGCUUGGCUGCCCUGGUUUUAAGACUUUUUGCCACCGCGGCACGACGCAAACAAAUUUACUUUCAUCUCGUGGUCCUGUCUAAAAAUAAGAAGUGAAAGAUCGAACGAGGGGGUUUUCAUCAGGAGACGUAAAAGAUGGCGGACCAGUACGUGGCUGACAAAGCCAAAGCGGUCGGCCCCGGUGCCGUGGGUGGCCUGCUGUCGGAUCUGAAAAUGAUGGCAGCUUUCGAGAGCGCAGCGCAGUGGGACGAGGCAAAGUUGAUGGACAAGGCUUUCUCCGCUUUAUCUUGGGAGGACCCGCUUGUUGCGUCGGCAUUGCCAAAGUAAGUACUAAAGAGCAGAUUCACUUUUUGUAUCAAGAUCAUGCUUCCCCUCCCGCGCUGCAGUAGCAGCACUCCUAGCUAAGAAGUACAUUCGUAGUUGUGUAGUCUGUUGUGCCAAGAAACAAAACGCAACAAAUGCAACGUGGCUACUAGGCUACAUUUAAUCCUAACAUGAUUUAUUCUAUUCGUGCACGUGUAACAGGUACCUUGCGUCCUCGGGGGCGACCCGAUCACGGGUCGACUACGCCUUCAACGCCCUGGUGCCAAAGCCACCCAGCGUGACGGACGGAAAGCAAGCUAUGAUGCACACCUGGCUCAAGGCACGGCUCUUCGCAAUCGACUCGCAGCAGCCCUUCGAGCUCAGUCCCUACGGCAGCAGUUGAGUAGUCACUUGGACGGUGGUGCUGCUAGUGAUGUUUGCAGGUCGUGAUUUUAGCGUUUUGUGAUGCGAGGGCCAGCAAUGGUUUUGCAGCCUGGACUCGUGUUAACCGUGAUCGAACUGGAAAUAGCUUCCUUGAAAGGCCUGUGCACUGAUGAACUAUAUUACAAGUUCCGUUUGAAUACUUCCGAGCGCCGAAGCGUAACGGUGGCCUUGUGAAUCAGGGGCUCGGGAACGCUGGUCCGGUCGGAGGUUCGAUGGAAAGUCUGUUUGUGCCAUGCAUCGCAUG
This is a messenger RNA of Amoebophrya sp. A120, 1036 nucleotides long. The record is from the annotation of a GenBank genome assembly. NCBI's taxonomy places the organism in Eukaryota, Dinophyceae, Syndiniales, Amoebophryaceae.